GUCACAAUGUCUUCCCCAUCUCUUACUCUCUAUACCCACGGCACCAUCAUCACCGUCAAUAAAGACCGCGAGAUCAUCCUUGACGGCUCAAUUCUCGUUGAUGGAUCUCGAAUUGCUGCAAUCGGAAAAUCAGGGACUCUAAAAUACAAAGGCGAAGCUCUUCCACCAAACAUCCCCACAGUUUCUCUCGAGAACAAAAUAGUGAUCCCAGGCUUAAUAAACACCCAUGCACAUCUCGCACAGUCCCUCCUCCGCGGCCUUGCCGAAGACCUCGAUCUCCACUCCUGGCUAUGCGACGCUAUAUGGCCACUGGAAGCAUGCUACGAGGGAGAGGAUGGCUAUAUCGCUGCUAAGCUUACUAUAGCAGAGAUGCUUAAAACAGGAACGACAUGUUUCCUAGAAGCGAUGUUGACGCAUAGAGCUGGCAUUGAGAACGUAGUUCGUGCGGUAGGGGAAAUGGGUGUGAGAGCGUGUUUGGCCAAACUCGUCAAACCAAUCGAAACCAACCUAUCCCUCAACCUCACUGACGCCCGCGACAAAGACGCCUCCGCCAUGUCCGUCCCCUCCGCCCUCGCCGCCCACCGCACCCACCACCGCACCCACAACCCCCUCCUCAGCAUCUGGCUCAGCGCCUCCACCCCGCGCGGCUCCCCCCUCGCCACGCACGCCGCCAUCGGCGCUGCCCACACGACCCACACCAUCGGCGUGACCAUGCACUGCGCCGAAGCCCCCGCCGACCUCGCCAUCUACCGCUCCCAGUACUCCAUGUCCCCGCUCGAAUUCUGCGCCCGCACCGGCAUCACCGGGCCCCAAACUGUCCUCGCACACCUCGUGCACCCCGAUCUCGCCGUCGACCUAGAAAUCCUGUCCCGCACCGGCACGAGCGUCAGCCACAAUCCGACGAGCAACGCCAAACUCGGCAACGGCAUCGCGCCCGUCCCCGCGCUGCGGGCCGGCGGCGCGAAUGUGUGUCUCGGGACGGAUGGCGCGCCGUGCAAUAACGGAUAUGACAUGUUCCAGGAGAUGCAUCUUGCGGGGAUCAUUCAUAGCGCGGCGGGGCAGAAGGCUGGGGCGGUGAGCGCGUAUGAGGUGCUGGAGAUGGCGACGGUGAAUGGGGCGCGGGCGCUGGGGAUGGAGGGAGAGGUGGGGACGCUGGAGGUGGGGAAGCAGGCGGAUUUUGUGGUGGUGAGGCCUGGGAUUGGGGCGAGUCCGUGGGGGUGGGGAGAGGUGGGAGCGGGAGCGGGAGGGGUAGAUCCGGUGACGACGGUGGUGCAUGGGUGUACGGGGAGGGAUGUGGAGGUGGUGGUUGUGGGGGGCGUGGUGAGGGUUGAGGGGGGAGAGUUGGUGGGUGUGGAUGAGGAGAGGUUGAUGGAAGAGGCGAGGGGUUGUGUGAGUGGGAUUAGGGAGAGGAGUGGGGUUGGGAGUCGGAUGGGGGAGAGAUGGGGUGUGAAGUACGUUUGA
Molecule: messenger RNA, 1461 nt
Organism: Mytilinidion resinicola
Lineage: Eukaryota; Fungi; Ascomycota; Dothideomycetes; Mytilinidiales; Mytilinidiaceae
Product: 5-methylthioadenosine/S-adenosylhomocysteine deaminase n1
Exons: 4
Coding region: 7-1461 (484 amino acids)
Molecular function (GO): hydrolase activity, acting on carbon-nitrogen (but not peptide) bonds
Source: RefSeq, a predicted model, not a curated record